Messenger RNA from Adineta steineri, 453 nucleotides. Lineage: Eukaryota; Metazoa; Rotifera; Eurotatoria; Adinetida; Adinetidae. The record is from the annotation of a GenBank genome assembly.
AUGAUACAUGAAUGUUGUCCAGACGAACGUAAACACUUAUUUAAAGCUAUAAGUGAAGUUAAUAUUCUAAAAACAUGUACUGGCACUGCAGGCUCAAGUUUAUAUGAAUCUCAUUCACCAAAAUGUCGAAGCUUAAUUCAACAUUUAAGUGACAUUCGAAAAAGUACUGAAUAUGUUCAACUUAUGGAAGCUUAUGCUGGUAUACAAGCUGUUGAUGCUCGAUUUCGAGUUCAUCGAACAAAAAUGGUAUCAGUAUGUUCACCUGCUGAAUUAUCGGCUUUUUAUUGUGAACCAGAAAAUAUGACAUUAUUUAAAUCGUGUGCAAAAAAAGUCUUACGUUUGGUUGAUCGUGAAAAUGGUGGAAGAGGUUACGAUAAAUUUUUUCGUCUUUUAAAAGAUGAUUAUAAAAAUAUUAAUGAAAGAAUUGCUGUUAAAUUUCCUUACUUAAGUUAA